This is a messenger RNA of Agrilus planipennis (emerald ash borer), 3286 nucleotides long. It is a transcript of the gene FER, whose product is annotated as tyrosine-protein kinase Fer. The transcript is spliced from 12 exons. The record is from RefSeq and is a predicted model, not a curated record. Gene Ontology annotation, biological process: peptidyl-tyrosine phosphorylation. The coding region runs from base 461 to 3085 and encodes 874 amino acids. Gene Ontology annotation, molecular function: non-membrane spanning protein tyrosine kinase activity; ATP binding. NCBI's taxonomy places the organism in Eukaryota, Metazoa, Arthropoda, Insecta, Coleoptera, Buprestidae.
AUGCUCGUCAACGAUCAUUGUAGCUAUCGUCCGAUAGGUGUCGUCGUAAGAUUUAGACCACUGCAGACAAACAAUUUGUAAAAAUGGAGUAUGGAGGGGGCCCAGAAAUGUAAGCCAUCACAGCUGUUGUUGAUGUACGUUGUAGGUGCAACAAGCUUUGGUGCAAGUUAUAAAUCAACUUUUUCUAACGUAACGUCCAACUCGUGCACAAGUCCAUUAAUUUACAGUUAGAAAAGUGUCGACUGAAAUCUGAAAUAGUGAGCAGCCAGUUUAAUGUGAAGAAAAUACAAAAGGACUGAAAAAUGUCUAAAAACGUCCUGCCAUUCGUUCGAGUGUGAUCUAGAUUUUAAGCUCGUUUUGUUAUGCCAAUUCUUUAAUAAUGACGUGAGAACUAAUAUUAAUUUCUAUCGAAAUACAAGUGGCGUGAUGUGAUUAUUUUAAUCAGAAAUAGCAAAUUAGUAUGCGUUUUUCGACAAAUUUACAGGGGCGAACCGCCCACGAAGCUCUGAUAUCUCGACAAGAGGCUGAACUGAGACUUCUGGACACAAUGAAACGGUGUCUCGUAUCAAAAAUAAGAUGUGAUAGAGAAUAUGCUCUGGCACUGAGUUCUUUAGCUAGUCAGGGGUUGAAGAUUGACAGGGGAGAUGAACUUUCCGGUAGUUUGAUCCUUUCUGCAUGGAAAAGCAUGAUGGAAGAGCUGGAGAACAUGGGAAAAGUGAUCAAGCAGAAUGCCGACACUUUGGAAACCAAAACUCUCGAUGCCUUAAGUUCAAUGUACACAGAAAAGAGGAAAACUAGAAAACUAUAUCAAGAAGAACACACAAAAAUAACACAGCAAUUUUCUCAUCUAAUGGAUGAUGUUUCCCGUAAAAAAUCAGAAUAUCAAAAAUAUCUGGAGCUCUACAAGCUCAUGAGGUCCAGGUUCGAAGAACAUUAUGUGAAAUCCGGCAGGGGUGGCAGAAAACUAGACGAUGUUCGAGAUAAAUAUCAAAAGGCUUGCAGGAAACUUCACCUAACACAUAAUGAGUAUGUCCUGUUGCUUUGCGAGGCAACAGAAUUCGAAAAAGACUUUAGAACAGUUUUGUUACCGGGAUUGUUGGAAUAUCAGCAGUCCGUACAAGAGGCUUUCAUAUCAACGUGGAAACAAGUCCUGCAGGAGGUGUCGCAGCUCUCUGAUUUUUCUUCUGACAAAUUCAAAGAGAUCCAAAAACGGAUCGAAGCAAACGUGGAGGCUGUAAACCCUGCCGAAGAAUACAAAGACUUCACCGAAAAACACAAAACGUCCCCUUCUGAUCCCGUAAUUUUCACCUUCGACGAGAGUUUGGUUGAGGAGAGCGCCGGGAAACUUCUUCCCAAUCAGUUGACCGUUGACAAUCUCACUGUCGAAUGGUUGAGAACGAAGUUGACUGAUCUGGAAGCCGCUAUUAAAGAGUGCCAAGAGAAGAGGGUGCUUCUCAAUCCCAAUAACGUUUCAAGCGAUUCCCUUGUGGCCAUGGCCAAUGGGAAGGCCAACAACGACAAUAGCAUAAGCAACAGGUUGUCGGGGCUUAUAGAGACCAAUAAAAAAGAAAUAAACGAACUCAGAUGCCAAGAACGCAAGAUGCAGAGGCAAACGGAACUGAUAAAGAGCGCCCUUAACGAGUUGGGGUGCGAAGAAGUGCCAUCAGGAUGCGAUCUGUCCAUAGAUAACCAGUCAUUCAUUAGCAACGCAAACGAUCAGGGUGUUGGGUCUGAAAAUUCCUUAACUAAACGGAGUUUCGGUCACAAGUGCAUCGUCAAUAUGCUGAAAAAACCGUUCCGUAGAAAAUCCGCGCCAAACUCCCCAGUCGCUCCCCCACGCACGAAGGGGCGCUCCGCGUCGGCGUCACGUAGCGGAAGCGUCGAUCCCGUCGCCCUAAGUACCAACAAAACGUUAAUGGAUGAGGAAUGGUUUCACGGCGUACUUCCCCGAGAAGAAGUCGUCCGACUCUUAACCCAAGAUGGAGACUUCUUGGUUAGAGAAACCACAAGAAACGACGAAUGUCAGACAGUCCUUUCGGUUUGUUGGAGAGGCCAUAAACACUUCAUAGUACAAACCACAACAGAGGGUCACUUUCGAUUUGAAGGUCCAGCUUUCCCCAGUAUAAGAGAACUAAUUUUAUAUCAAUAUAAGAGUGGGUUACCUGUGACCAGCAGAUCUGGAGCGGUUCUUCAUCGUCCUAUUCCCAGGGAAAGGUGGGAAUUGAAUAAUGACGAUGUUCUUCUUUUAGACAAAAUUGGGAGGGGUAACUUUGGAGAUGUUUACAAAGCGCAGCUAAAAAGCACGAACCAAGAAGUGGCCGUUAAAACGUGCAGAGUUACCCUCCCUGAGGAGCACAAGAAAAAAUUUUUACAGGAAGGCAGGAUUUUGAAACAGUAUGACCAUGCCAAUAUUGUAAAACUUAUCGGGAUCUGUGUGCAAAAACAGCCAAUUAUGAUCGUUAUGGAAUUAGUGCCUGGUAAAUUAAGUUUUGAUUAUUUUUGUUGUGUAUUUAAGUUAAUUUAUUAUGCAGGUGGUUCGUUGUUAACUUUUUUACGAAAAAAUUCGACACAUUUAACAGAGGCUCAGUUGAUGAACAUGUGUUUAGACACGGCAGCUGGUAUGAAGUAUUUGGAGUCAAAAAAUUGCAUUCACAGAGACUUGGCAGCACGAAACUGCCUAGUUGGAUAUUCGAAUAUCGUUAAAAUAUCUGACUUUGGAAUGUCGAGAGAAGAAGAAGAGUACAUUGUGUCAGAUGGGAUGAAACAGAUCCCAAUCAAAUGGACAGCCCCAGAAGCUCUCAAUUUUGGAAAGUACACAUCUCUCUGUGAUGUUUGGAGCUAUGGGAUCUUGUGCUGGGAGAUAUUUUCCAGGGGUGGAACACCCUACAGUGGCAUGAGCAAUUCUAAAGCACGGGAAAAAAUUGACAGUGGAUACAGAAUGCCUGCUCCUGAAAAUACUCCCGAUGAGAUGUAUCGUCUCAUGCUACGGUGCUGGGAAUAUCAGCCUGAAAAUAGGCCCAAUUUCGAGCAAAUUUACACCGUCGUGGACACUCUCUGUCAGGCCUAUAACGUCUCUUUUUUAUGAUUAAACAAUAAAAUUUAUAAAUAUCUAACCACCUAAUUUAUCGAUACACAUAUACGCUCACACACCAACACAUAUACAUACACAAGUGUCGACUUAUUAAUUGCAGUUAUAAUUAAAGUUAUUUAACAAUUUUUUGUAAACGCCUUCCUCUCUUUACUCUUGAACUUGUAAAUAAUAAUAAUAUAGCCUCAUGUUUUUUAA